GCGCACCUUAUGAGCUAUAAGUCUGCAAAUAAUUUUUUCUGCUAUUUCUCCGGCCUCCUAUCUAUUAUCUAUGAUAAUAUAUAUGUACCUAAAAAAGUGCGCGUAGUUUCCUUCUAUGAGUCCGUAAUUAUAAUGAAUUUUUGUUGCUGGGGUACAAAUAUACCCCGCUUGGUACUUAAAGCAUGUGUUUUAUUGCGCCGGCGUGAAAUACCGCCCUAAGUACGUCGAAUUACUGAAACGAUGUGCAGUCAGUUCACUGCGUGUUUGUGCGUCUAUUGUAAGAGAAAUAACCGUUUUAUUUUAUAAUAGUGUCAGAUUUAUAAUAGUGUGAGAUUUGAUAUUCCUGAAAAUGAGUGAAAAACCUAAAUUUCGUAAUGAAAACAAACUUACCGAUGACGAGUUGCUUCGAAUAUUAGAGACAGAGGAAUUUGAUUACUACUUUGAAAACGAUUUAGCCUUGGAAGGUGCUGCAAGUGAUAUAGAAGAGACUGAUGUUGUGGAUGAAAAUGAUGAAGUCGAUGACCUCUUGCUCAUUGGUGAUAAUGAAGUGGAUCUGGUAAGCGAAUCUGUUUCUGAGGGCGGCGAGAAUUUACGUUAUAUAGCGAAGGACGGUUCCGAAUGGGCUAAAAUACCGUACGUUACGAGAGUAAAAAGGGCAAAACAUAACAUACAAAAAUUGCCAUCGGGUCUAACACAAUACAGUUCGAAAUUUACAUCUAUAAAGGAGGCGUUUGAUCUAUUCUUCUCUGAAGAUGUAAUAAAUAUAAUCUUGAGAGAAACUAACAGAAAAGCCGAAUUUGUGUAUUCCAAAAAAAACAAAGCGUUUGUUCCAAUAGUAAAAGAAGAGAUGGACGCUUUUCUUGGUCUUCUUAUAAAUUUUGGAGCUGUUCAUGGUAACAAGGAACCAGUUUAUGUUUUAUGGAGUCAAGACCCAGUUUUGUGUCGUCCAAUAGUAUCAGCUUCGUUGUCUCGCAACAGAUUUCAGCAAAUAAUGAGUUUUUUGAGAUUUGAUAAUUUUGAAACUCGCGAAGAACGAAAAACUGUUGACAAAUUGGCACCAAUACGGGAUAUAUUCGAUAUAUUUGUAUCGAAUUGUAAAAAAUCUUUCAAUCCGAACGGUCAUUUAUGUGUUGACGAACAGCUAGUUCCAUUCCGAGGAAAGGCUCCAUUCAGGGUUUACAUGAAGAGUAAACCCGACAAAUAUGGGAUCAAAAUUUGGGCUCUUGCGGACUGUGAAACUGCCUACACAGUAAAUAUGCAGGUUUACCUAGGAAAAAUUGGUAACAAACCAGAAAAGGGUCAAGGUCAGAGGGUGGUCUUGGAUAUGGUAAGCCAUUUAGGACAGGGAUAUGGAAUUACUACUGACAAUUUCUUUACCAGUAUUGAACUGGCAGAUAAAUUGUUACAGAGGAACCUAACACUAUGUGGAACUUUACGGCGAAAUAAGCCAUAUAUACCUAGCGAGUUACUUCCCGCCAGGUACAAAAAAGAUUUUUCAAGUAUGUUUGCCUUCAUGAAAGACAAAACACUGGUCUCGUACGUUCCAAAGAGAAACUCCGCUGUCGUUCUUUUGUCAACUGAACAUCGAGACGACAAAAUAAGUGGUGCUGAUAAUGAUUAUAAGCCUGAUAUAAUACUACAUUAUAAUAAAACCAAAGGAGCUGUAGACACGACUGACAAACUUGCUAAAGAAUACGCCACCCAAAGGAAGACCAACCGGUGGCCUAUGGCAAUUUUCUUCCAUUUGCUGGAUAUUGCAGCUAUCAAUGCUUACAAACUGUGGAUUCAUGCUAACCCAGAGUGGAAAAAAGGUCGUUUAGAUAAAAGAAGAAUGUUUUUAUUGGAACUAGGUCAUCAAUUAGUAAGAAAUAAUAUUAUUUGCCGCUAUAAUAAGGAUCGUUCAUUGCACGAAAAAAUUAAGCAAAAUAUGGUAACCGUUUUACCUGAACUGAAAACAGAUAAGGAAAAUAGAGAGCAGGUUCCAAAUCAGAAAAAAAGUGGCCGAUGUCACCUAUGUCCGAGGAAUGCUGAUAAAAAGUCUAGAAAACAUUGCGUCCAGUGUUCAAAAUUCGAAGGCAAUCCUGUUGAGAGAUUCGUUGGGUUUAAACCGCUACGUGGCCAUUUGAGUGCUGACAUCGAGGAAGAUGUUUUGGAAGCAUUAAAAGACAUGGAACUCGAUAUCAAAAACUGUCGCGGCCAAAGCUACGAUAAUGCAGCGAACAUGUCAGGGCGUUACAAGGGUCUCCAGGCGAGGAUUAGAGAACACACAGAUGAAGAAUUCUACAAGUUCUACACAUUCUUUUCCGCGUCCACUGCAAGGUGGAACAUUCUGGAACAAGCGUUUUCUGAAAAGAAGAAGUCCUUCACGCUGAAACGAUUGUCAGACACACGUUGGUCUGCCAGGGCUGAUGCACCUGCCACCCUGAUGAGGGGAUACGCAGAAAUUAUCACUGCUCUGAGACGUGUCGGGUCCGAUAAAUCUCAGAAACCGACAACAAAGAUAGAAGCCAACGCAAUCGCGAAUAAUUUGGAGAAAUGGGAAACUGCGAUGUUGACCGCCAUGUGGAACCGUUUUUUGAAUCACUCCAAUCUCACCUCCAAGUCGUUGCAAAACCCAUCUAUAAGCCUAGGCAAUUCUCUAGAACUAUACCAAGGUUACCAAGAACUGAACGACCAUUUUUGUCGAGAUUUUUGUGUGCUCUUCGAUUGCCAUGGAAUGAGUCUACGUGAAAUUAGAAACGCUGCGACAAAACUGAGAAGUGUUAAUAAGAACGAUUUGGAUGAAGGCUUCGAAGAGGAACUUCUGCAUUACUUGCAGUUUGCUUCGGGAAAAGAUAUCAAGAGCCCAAUCGAAAUGUACAAGUACUUGAAAGAAAGCGCACCUUUCCAAAUGUAUGCAUUUUAUUGCGCGUGUACUUAA
Messenger RNA from Photinus pyralis (common eastern firefly), 2920 nucleotides. Its product is annotated as piggyBac transposable element-derived protein 4-like. Bases 350 to 2920 code for a protein of 856 amino acids. Lineage: Eukaryota; Metazoa; Arthropoda; Insecta; Coleoptera; Lampyridae. The transcript has 4 exons. The record is from RefSeq and is a predicted model, not a curated record.